AUGGGCAUAGGUGGCAGUUUUCCUGAGUUCAUCCUGAACUGCACCAAAUUGAAGCACCUUGACCUAUCAUGGAACAGAUUCUCUGGCCCGAUACUGGAGUUGCUACCCAAGACAGCUCCAAAUCUUACAUACCUAAAAUUAAGAGCGAACAGAUUCUCUGGGCCAAUACCAUGCUCUUUCGCAAAGCUAUCAAAGCUCGAAACUCUGCUCAUUUCAAUAAACAAUUUCACUGGGGAUAUCCCAGUGGAGGUUGGGACAAUGUUUGCAUUGUCAACACUUGACUUAGGUAACAAUACACUCAGUGGGCCAAUCCCUGAGAGAAUAUGCAGCCUGACAAAAGUGUGGUGGUUCAACCUUGCAGCAAACAAGCUCACUGGAAAAAUACCAUCAUGUAUCAGUAAUAUGACGGAACUGUUACGGCUCGAACUCUGGAACAACAAACUGGAGGGCGAGCUGCCUGCAGCCAUCUCUCAGCUGCCAAAUCUUAUGUAUCACUCUGUGGGCACAAACAGAUUGACUGGUGCUGUACCGAAGAAUCUUGGCCAGAUGCAACCACUCCUUAUUGUAGACUUGUCCAACAACAAUUUUUCAGGAGAAUUGCCACCUGAUUUAUGCAGCGGAUCUCAGCUUCAGCAAUUGGUGGUGAAAAAUAACAGCUUGUCGGGAAUGUUUCCGCCAUGUCCAAACCUGACUUAUGCUUGGAUAGGGCAAAACCACUUCUCUGGUGAUAUUGCACAGGUGCUACGAAUCCACACCACUCUGCGUGGACUUGAUGCAUCAAGAAAUCAAUUUACAGGGAUGCUUCCUCAGGAAUUCUGUCAGCUGGUUUUUCUGAAGUUCUUGGACCUAUCAAGCAAUCAGAUCUAUGGUGAUCUUCCUACUUGCUGGUCAAAUCUUCAAGAACUGGUUUUUCUAGAUUUGUCGAGCAAUGCCUUCUCUGGCAAUGUCCCAACCUCGACAAGCACUACCUGUCAAUUAACAUCAUUGCACUUGGCAAACAACAGCUUAACUGGAGGCUUUCCAUCUGCCUUAAGGUACUGUAUGAACUUAACAAUGGUAGAUCUUCAGGACAAUAGACUAUCUGGUGAAAUUCCUUCAACAAUAUGGGAAAGCAUGCCUUCUCUUCAGUUUCUUCAGCUAUACUCAUAUGUUUGA
Oryza brachyantha (malo sina) is the source of this 1155-nucleotide messenger RNA. RefSeq names its product LRR receptor-like serine/threonine-protein kinase HSL2. The coding region runs from base 1 to 1155 and encodes 384 amino acids. The transcript has a single exon. NCBI's taxonomy places the organism in Eukaryota, Viridiplantae, Streptophyta, Magnoliopsida, Poales, Poaceae. Gene Ontology annotation, molecular function: protein binding. The record is from RefSeq and is a predicted model, not a curated record.